Molecule: messenger RNA, 2921 nt
Organism: Hydractinia symbiolongicarpus
Lineage: Eukaryota; Metazoa; Cnidaria; Hydrozoa; Anthoathecata; Hydractiniidae
Product: MAM and LDL-receptor class A domain-containing protein 1-like
Exons: 15
Coding region: 25-2448 (807 amino acids)
Cellular component (GO): membrane
Source: RefSeq, a predicted model, not a curated record
AUUAAACAGACAAUUUCUAGCAGCAUGCAAUUUGGACAGCAGUCGAGCAGAAAGCUUGUAAUUAAUAUGUUGGUCAUAUAUCAGAUUCUAUUGUUGCUUGCAAUGAUGGUUAGGACAAGUGAAGAUAAAUUUGACUGUUCAUUUGAAACACCUUCAUCAUUUAACAAAACAAUGUGCCAGUUCACUUAUUCGGGAAAUCAUUCAGCAUUGAAUAGAUGGACUCUGCAUUCUGGAAGAACAAACACAAGAGACACUGGUCCAUACAAUGACCACACUUAUGGGGAUUACAGAGGUCACUAUUUGUACUUUGAAGCAUCUUCAAUUAGGCCUGUCGAUGAUUCCUUUUAUUAUUCUAACGACGAUUCUGUAUGGAUAAAAGAUAUGCCAGCUUUUAACGGAUCCCGUUGCAUGAUGUUCUGGUUGCAUAUGUAUGAAAACUCCAGCGUAUCUAGUAAUAAUCCAGGAAAGUUUCACAUUGCUCAAGUCACGAAAAAUUCAGAAACAGUGCUAUACAGAAGAACUACUAUCCUGCCAGUUAAUGCCUGGAUGUUGCAGUCUGUUAAUAUACCAAGUUCACCCGAAAUCUACCACCUUCAAUUUUAUGGAAGAAGGGUUGAUUAUUAUGGUGAUAAAGCUAUUGAUGAUGUGAAAUUUUAUCCUGUGAAUUGCUCACAGGUGGAAGCUUGGAAAAGUCAGUGGUCCAACUGGGGUGCAUAUGGUACUUGUAGCGCAACGUGUCAAUCGAAUGUUAGUACGACCCCUACUCAAUUCAGAACAAGAACAUGUAAUGGUGGAAUAUUUGGCACAAUGUGUAAUAGAAGCGUCAUAGAGAGAAGAGACUGCAAUGUUGGAGUUGCGUGUCCAGAUAAAUGUGACUGUUCAUUUGAAACACCUUCAUUGUUUAACAAAACAAUGUGCCAGUUCACUUAUUCGGGAAAUCAUUCAGCAUUAAAUAGAUGGACUCUGCAUUCUGGAAGAACAAAGACGGACAACACUGGUCCAUACAAUGACCACACUUAUGGGGAUUACAGAGGUCACUAUUUGUACUUUGAAGCAUCUUUAAGUAGUCCUGUCAAUGAUUCCCGUUAUUAUUCUAACGACGAUUCUGUAUGGAUAAAAGAUAUGCCAGCUUUUAGCGGAUCCCGUUGCAUGAUGUUCUGGUUGCAUAUGUAUGAAAACUCCAGCGCAUCUAUUAUUAAUCCAGGAAAGUUUCACAUUGCUCAAGUCACGAAAAAUUUAGAAACAGUGCUAUACAGAAGAACUACAUUCCUGCCAGUUAAUGCCUGGAUGUUGCAGUCUGUUGAUAUACCAAGUUCACCCGAAAUCUACCACCUUCAAUUUUAUGGAAGUAGGGUUGAUUAUCAAGCUGAUAAAGCUAUUGAUGAUGUGAAAUUCUAUCCUGUGAAUUGCUCACUGGUGAAAGCUUGGAAAAGUCAGUGGUCCAACUGGGGUGCAUAUGGUACUUGUAGCGCAACGUGUCAAUCGAAUGUUAGUACGGCCCCUACUCAAUUCAGAACAAGAACAUGUAAUGGUGGAAUAUUUGGCACAAUGUGUAAUAGAAGCGUCAUAGAGAGAGGAGACUGCAAUGUUGGAGUUGCGUGUCCAGGAAGUCUCACUCCAUGGUCGUAUGAUACAUGUUCUGCUACAUGUCAGUCAGGCCUUCAAGCUCCAACUCAACAGAGAACACGUACUUGCGUAGGAGCUACGUUUGGAGGGAAUUGUAGCGGUUCUCUAUUGUUUCAAAUUACUGACUGCAAUGUCAAAGUACCUUGCCCAGGAAGUCUCACUCCAUGGUCUGCGUAUGGUGCGUGUUCUGCGUCUUGUCAGUUAGGCCUUCAAGCUCCAACUCAACAAAGAAGACGUACGUGCGUAAGAGCUACGUUUGGAGGAAAUUGUAAUGGUGCUUUAUUGGUUGAAACUACUGACUGUAACGUCAAAGUUCCUUGUACAGGUGUACUAUCUCAAUGGACACAAUGGAGUACUUGCACUGAAACUUGUCAAACUGGUGCCACCCCUGCUAAACAUACAAAGACGCGUACAUGUACUCAAACAAGCUUUGGUGGAAAUUGUGGUGGGCGCGUCCUUACAGAAAGCAGAACGUGUAAUGCUAGAGUGCAAUGUCCAGAUAAUAAGCAAGAUAUUAGAAAAAGUGCCAUUGUGUCUGUAAUCUCAAUUGGUACUACACUGAUAAUUGUCAUCAUUAUCGUUAUCAUAUUGAAGUGCAAAGGUAUAAUUGCUUGCAACACCAAACGUCGGGAUAGCAAGCAAAGUGAGAAUGAUGUCUACGAUUAUGUGGCCGGAACAGCAACUCAACACUAUGAAGAUGUUAAGAUACAAGAUAUAACACCAAGCAACUACGCUAAAUUAGAAAACACCACCAAGGCUUCUAAUGACUACGAAAAUAUACAUCAAACGGACAAUAAUGUAAUAGUCAACACUCAUAUUUAACUUCUUAACUUUGCUUACAGGUUAACUCAUUAAUAAAUGCAGAUUAGUGUGAGCACGAUCACGCAUGUCUUUUAAACUGCCAUUUUUGAUUUCCGCCAGCGAAGGCGGAAUCUUUAAAAUCUCCUGAGGAGAUAGAGAGAUAGAUAGAUAGAUAGAUAGAGACAGCGCAGCUAGGCUGGACGCCCGAAACUUAUCCGGGCUAAAGAUUUUUUUCUGAGAACGAGGCUAAAAUGAGUUUUAAGCCAAUAAGAAUCCUAACAGUGCAACAGAUUGUUUUAUUAUCCAAUGAACAUUACUUUAUUAAAGUUUAUAUGCUAUCAAAAGUUAAAGCUCGUGCAGUGUAGCAUAAUGAAGAUCGUCUUAUAAUGCGCCAUCUUUGAUGUUAUGUCAUUUCUUUUUGUACAAUUUUUCAAGCACGUAGACUAAAGCUAUAUUCAGCAGAACUAAUUAAUUAUUCAUGAAUUUUAUUUUUA